Molecule: messenger RNA, 2849 nt
Organism: Coregonus clupeaformis (lake whitefish)
Lineage: Eukaryota; Metazoa; Chordata; Actinopteri; Salmoniformes; Salmonidae
Product: cystine/glutamate transporter-like
Exons: 12
Coding region: 641-2146 (501 amino acids)
Biological process (GO): amino acid transmembrane transport
Cellular component (GO): membrane
Molecular function (GO): L-amino acid transmembrane transporter activity
Source: RefSeq, a predicted model, not a curated record
GUGGGGAGUUGGCACUCAGGUGAUUAUUUAGAUACAUCCUUGACAUCCUGAGGUAGAGGGGGUCAACGCAACACCUCUCACAACAGAAAACACUACCAGACUGGUUCUUCAGAGAGGCACAGGGACCAGCCAGAUAAUAAGAGGUUUGGGAGAGAGGAAAAGCUGAAGAGAGAGACAGAGAGAGAAAGACAAACCCACAGAAAUAGUGGAGGGCAGACAAAAGAGGGUGAGAGAGAAAAAGUGUGAGAGGCAGCGAAACAAAGCAGGAGAGUGAAAGAGAGAGAGAAAGCGACUGAAUGAGUGGGGCUUUAGAGCGAGAUUAGUGUGUGUAUGUGUGUCUAAGAGGGAGAGAGAGAGAGAGAGAGUGAGAGGGAGAGGCCAUUCCCUAGAGGUUUGAUCUAGCUCCCAGUAAUAGAAGUUUCUUUGCACAGCAGGACCAGUAACAGCCUGCUUUGUGAGAGUAACUUAAUGUUCUCUCAACAGCAGGUCACUGCAGACAGAGGGAAAAACGCUAAGGUUGAUUUGGGACCUAACGUGCCAGAAGGGAGUGUGAGGGGCUUGUUUGUGACACAUCUUGUGUGUGUGAGAAACACUGCAGGUGUUAGAGUGUGUGUGUGUGUGUGUGUAAAAGAGUGCAAGGAUGACCAGGAGGUCAGUCCAUGGUGAGGUGACUGGGGUGAACAACACCCCCCAAAAUGGGGGACACCCGGGGGAUAACCCUACCCCAAAAGAGGACCCUGAAGCCCCGCACGGAAAGGUAGAGCUUAAAAAGAAGGUGACCCUGCUUCGGGGAAUCUCCAUCAUCAUCGGGACCAUCAUCGGCGCGGGAAUCUUCAUCUCUCCCAAGGGAAUCCUGAAGAACUCUGGGAGUGUUGGAAUGUCUCUGGUGGUGUGGAUCGCCUGCGGAGUGCUGUCUCUAUUUGGGGCCCUGUCCUAUGCAGAGCUGGGAACCAGCAUCAAGAAGUCUGGAGGACAUUAUACCUAUAUUCUGGAGGCUUUUGGACCACAGAUGGCCUUCAUACGUCUCUGGGCUGACCUCAUCGCCAUCAGACCUGCAGGGUUGGCAGUGAUAUCCCUGGCCUUUGGACAAUAUAUCCUGGAGCCCAUAUUCAUGCCCUGUGGAGUGCCCGAGAUCGCUAUCAAACUGGCCACCUCUAUAGGACUAACGUCAGUGAUGUAUCUCAACAGUAUGAGUACGAGCUGGACAAACAGGAUUCAGAUCUUCCUCACCUUUAGCAAGCUGCUGGCCAUCGCCAUCAUCAUCGUACCUGGCCUCUAUAUGCUCUUCAAAGGGGAGACUAAGAACUUUGAGAAUGCGUUUGAGGUCAGUAAUAUCAAGCUCACAGGUCUUCCUCUGGCCUUCUACUCUGGGAUGUACGCCUAUGCUGGGUGGUUUUACCUUAACUUUGUGACUGAGGAAGUAGAGAACCCCGAAAAGACUGUGCCAUUGGCCAUCUGUAUCUCCAUGGCGAUAGUCACUUCCUGCUACGUGUUGACCAAUGUGGCUUACUACACUGUGAUGUCAGCAGAGGAGCUGUUGGCCUCACAAGCCGUCGCCGUGACAUUUGCAGAGAAGAUGAUGGGGAACUUUUCAGUGGCAGUGCCAGUAUUUGUGGCCUUGUCGUGCUUCGGUUCGAUGAACGGCUGCUUGUUCGCUUUCUCAAGAAUUUUCUAUGUGGCUUCACGGGAAGGCCAUCUCCCUGAGGUUCUGUCCAUGAUCCACGUCCGCAGACACACACCUUUGGCAGCUGUCAUCAUUCUGUACCCUAUGACGGUGUUCCAGCUGUUUGUGGGCGAUAUCUACAGCCUGUUGAACUUCAUGAGCUUCCUCCGCUGGCUCUUCAUUGGCGUGGCUGUACUGGGCCUCAUCUACAUGAGAUACACACGCCCUGACAUGCCACGCCCUUUCAAGGUUCCUCUUUUCAUUCCAGCCAUUUUCUCCUUCACCUGUUUCUUCAUGGUGUUCCUCUCUCUCUACUCCGACCCCAUCAACACAGGGAUAGGAUUCGCCAUCUCCCUAACAGGAAUCCCAGCCUACUAUAUCUUCAUUGUGUUUGACCGCAGACCCAAGUGGCUACAGAAUGGUUUAGAUUCCUUUAACAGAUCUGUCCAGAUCAUCCUGGAGGUGAUCCCAGCAGAACACUGACACCAGAUCAGGUUCCCACACCAGAUCCGUAUUUAUGAUCAUCCACACCACCAGAUCCCCAAUCCUUGACCACACCUCCACACCACAGGAGAACGAACUCGUGUUAAUGAGUGGAGCGGAAUUAGUGGAAUGGUAUCAAAUACAUCAAACGCAUGGUUUCCAAGUGUUGGAUGCCAUUCCAUUUGCUCUGUUCUGGCCAUUAUUAUGAGCCGUCCUCCCCUCAGCAGCCUCCUGUGCUCCACACCCAAGGACAUCACACCGAUGGCCUCCUCUAUUGUAUCGAUUCACAUAAUACAUUAUUAUGACUCUCCCAUCCUGCUGACCUUAUCUAGGCAGGCUUAUCUCUGCUCUGCUCUCACAUUUCACAUUACCAAUUAAACCGCCUGAAAACUCUCUCCUCUCUCCUCAUCCAAGUAUUUUAAAUGGAGUGGCCAGGCAGGCAGGGAGGUGAGGCUGUGGCUUUGUGUGUGUGUGUGUGUCCCUGUGUGGGAUUUGCAGGUAAUCCAUCUCUGUAACCACUACCCUACGGCUCCAGUGUGCAGUAGGAGCCCAUCCUCUUAGAAAUGCAACAGCUUUUACUGUUGAUAAGAUGCCAGGGAAUCCCUGCAUGCUUGGAGUAUAACUAUUUUGUACUCCUGAGUGGCGCAGUGGUCUAAGGCACUGCAUCGCAGUGCUAACUGUGCCACUAGAGAUCCUGGUUCGA